ACAGUGUAACUCUUCGGUUGAAAACUUCCACUGCACAUAUUUCAAUGUGGAUGAAUUUAAAAACCAAUAAGUACGUAUUCGGCUUAAUAGUACAUGUGAUUACCUUUCUAAUGAAAUGUACUUCACACGUACCCCCACGAAGAAGUGAUAAUAAAUUCGAUAAAAAAAAAACAAGAAUAGACCGGCUAUAAGCCUAGUGAGGUCUUUCUUCUUUUUCUCAAUUUUUCAAUUCUGGAGCUACCACGGCUACCAUCUACCAAAUACGUGAGUUAUAAAUAGGCAAGCAGGAAGAAUGUUUCGAUGGAGUAUUACAUAAAUCGUGUGACAAUGACAUCACUGAAAGUGAAAAAGACGGGAUUGAAAUUGGAUGAUGUUGGCUGGUCUGACAAAUGAAUUCACCCCAUUAGUCAUGGCGUAUGAAAAUUCAUCCAAACUGGGAAUAAUGAGAGAAAUAUAUCGACCUUUUGAAACAACAUCCUUUUUGCUAAAUAAAAUCUGUGAAGUCUAGAGAUUAGAUUACUCUAUAACCCUUAUUUUUACGUACAUACACUGAGCUGACCGUAAAACAUCAAUAUUUCUGAUGAAGACCAAAAACAACGAUAUAUUCAGAAAUCGAUCUGAUGGCAGCAUUAAGCAAAAGUUUGAAGAAAAACUUGCUCUCUAUCUGGUGAGAGAAUGUGGCCCCUUUGGUCCGCUUGAGAUAUAAAAUGUGAUUCAAGUGCAUGUAUACAUCCCAGUGUCAGUUUGGCAGCGUAGUGAAACGGUCGACAAUAAAAUUCUAAGAAAAUGUUUACGAUUCAAGUGGACAAAACUAUUCAGCUAAUCAUAAAAAUAUUUUACCGAUUGGGAAUAUGGCAAACGGACGAAGAGUCCAAUUACCGUAAAAUCGGCAAGAAAUUGUUCUAUAGUUUUUUGGGUACAUUUUUCCCGAUAUUCUUCGCGGCUAAUGCUUUUCUAUGUGACGAUCGAAUUGAAUCCGUUUUCUCAGUACAGAUUUCAAUUACAGCGACGAUAGCAUACGUGAAAAUUCUGUACAUCCUGUUUGAAAAACAAGAAAUCCUCACAUUUGUAUGUGAUCCGAUCGUUGUUCAUUCAAUUGAAAAUCGUGAAGAAUAUGACGAAACAGUAAAAAAGAUCAACAAAUUCAUGAAUUUCGUACGGAUGUAUUGUCUGGCAACAUUUGUCACUGUUCCAGUGGUGGUUCUAAUAAAACUGCCAAUAUUCUCAACCGAUAAAGGCUUGCCUCUUUUUAUCAGUUUCUCAUGGAACCGUUCGGAAAUUGUUUAUUGGUUGGCGUAUUUGUUCUUGUCAUUGUCAUGUUUCUUGUACGCUGUAAUGAACUUGAUAACCGUACUAAUUUGGUACAUGAUGUUAAAUUACUCCAUCGACUACGAGCUUUUGGGAAAUAAAUUCAGAAAAUUAGGUGUGGUGAAGAAAACCAUUGCGAAAAGGGCAAAAAAACAGAAACAAUUCAGGUUGACACAACGAAGUGGGUUCGUUCAAGAUUUAAUUGUAUUGGUAAAAACUCAUCGGAACUUGGCCAAAACAAUAGAGAGAUUCAGAUCCUUUUUCUCGACAUUAUUUUUGGUCCAAAUCACAACCAGUGGCAUUACAAUUUGUACUUCAGUUUACAGCUUAGCCUUUACUUCGAACCAAAACAUCGUUCAACCAGUAUUUUAUGUGGUUGUGCUGCUCUACGCAAUUUUUGAUAUUUUUUUGGUUAUGUACCUGGCGAAUGACAUUACCGUUACAAGCGACCGACUGUCUUACUGCUUAUUUGAGUCAAAUUGGAUUGAGCAGACACAAUCGUGUAAAAAGCAUGUUCUCAUCAUGGGCGAGGUGUUGAAGCAACCGCAACAACUUGUCGUCUUGAUAUAUCCAAUGAACUUGGAAACCUUUAUGACGAUUGUCAACGGUGCCUACAGCAUGUUCAACAUCUUAAAAAGCCUUCAAUAAAAAAGCAAAAAUGGUACUAUGUGUGUCAAAAAACUGUUCACAGUGCAAGUGAAGUAUAGCUUAAACCCGACAAUUGCAACACUUUUCCACGAAUUGGUAGUUCUUCGACAUCGGCAAAUUCUCUACAUACCAAACACAAUCACUUUCCUUUUGCUGUACUUAGUUUAUCAAAUGUUACUUGAAUAAAUAGAAACCAAGAAACACUUUGUGCUGGUAAAUGUUCUUUUCAGUUUCAGGUCAAGUGCCCAGUCUCUUAAUUCUAAAAAGAACGGCGCAGACACUGGUGAACUUAACGAA
Messenger RNA from Bradysia coprophila, 2253 nucleotides. RefSeq names its product odorant receptor 94a-like. The record is from RefSeq and is a predicted model, not a curated record. Gene Ontology annotation, biological process: detection of chemical stimulus involved in sensory perception of smell; sensory perception of smell. Gene Ontology annotation, cellular component: plasma membrane. NCBI's taxonomy places the organism in Eukaryota, Metazoa, Arthropoda, Insecta, Diptera, Sciaridae. Gene Ontology annotation, molecular function: odorant binding; olfactory receptor activity.